GAAGUCCCAGCCUCGUACCAGUCGCGACCUGCUUCCCGUGAGCCUCUGCUCCCGGCCCCCAGGGCGCAUGCUCCCUACCCAGCAGUCCUCGCGCGGCCCGGAGGACCGGACAGCCAGGACUUCAAGAUGGCGUCAAUCGUACCACUGAAGGACAAGAAGCUCCUGGAAGUCAAACUAGGGGAGCUGCCAAGCUGGAUACUGAUGCGGGAUUUCACCCCUAAAGGCAUUGCUGGAGCGUUUCAAAGAGGUUACUACCGGUAUUACAACAAGUACAUCAACGUGAAGAAAGGGAGCAUCGCUGGGCUUUCUAUGGUGCUUGCAGCUUACGUGCUUUUCAACUACUGCCGUUCUUACAAGGAACUCAAACACGAGCGGCUACGCAAGUACCACUGAAGAGGGCGCACUCUGCAUUCCUGACCAUGACCUUUGCCUGGCACCCCUGAAUCCUUUUAUAUCCUAGUGGAGAAUUAACACCCAAUAAAAGAUGACUGGUACGCGGA
Messenger RNA from Globicephala melas (long-finned pilot whale), 500 nucleotides. RefSeq names its product ATP synthase membrane subunit f (gene ATP5MF). Gene Ontology annotation, biological process: proton motive force-driven mitochondrial ATP synthesis. Gene Ontology annotation, molecular function: proton-transporting ATP synthase activity, rotational mechanism. The record is from RefSeq and is a predicted model, not a curated record. Lineage: Eukaryota; Metazoa; Chordata; Mammalia; Artiodactyla; Delphinidae.